UGAUGCCGUAUCCUUGGGCCUCAUCUCCUCCUCACCGCCGAUCAUUUCGAUCUCCUUCCCCUUUUCCAAUCUCCGAGAGGGAGAGAAGAGAGAGAGAGCGAGCGGAAGGCAGAGCUUCGAAAUUGAUAAAGUUGGUGGCCUUUUCUCACCUUCGAAUCCGAUGGCGAAGCCGGACUUCGUGAAGCGGGAGGAGGAAUUCUUCCCUUUCUCCAUCUUUGAUUCUCAAAAUGGUGAGGCAGUGAAGUCCCGCGGGCAGUUGAUUGAAAGAAAGAUUGAUGUUAUUGAAAGCUUGGCGGGCAAGGUUAGUAAUCGUCGAUCACGCAGAUGGUUGAAUGAUCGUUUACUUAUCGAACUUGUUCCCCGUUUGAAUGUCGAAGAAAUAAGGGGGCUCUUUGCUCCACCUCCAUGGGGGGACAGCACACCAUUGUCGGCAUUUUGCAUGACAAAUGUUGGAGAAUGGGAUGCAUUUAGGAAUGUUGAUAUGGAUGUGGAGGCAAACAUGAUACAAGCCUUGGAAAAAUCUUCAACAAAAAGAAAAGGCCAUGUUGAUAAUGAUAAGAAGAUUGCAUUGAAUGCAUGGCAUCGGGUAGAUUGCCGAACAAGAGAAGCACUGCGGCGUAAUUUCCUAUCCGAACUGGUUGAGAGUUAUGAAGAACACGUACGGGCAUUCAUCAAGGAUAGUGGAGAUGGCGAUGUGCUUGUGCUACAUGUUCAAGAUCCAUUUCACAGACUGUUGCUGCAUGGUGUAUGCGAGUUCUACAACCUGAUCUCUGUAACUGUUUCAACUGCGCCGGGUGCAAUGCGGUGGAAGAUGACAAAGAUUAAGAAGAAAUUGGGUUCUCAAGAGAUACCCCCAAAUAUCACACUUGUCCAAUUUCUUAAAAUGGCAAAGGAUGGGCUUUUAUAGUGUGCCUUAGGGGGAGAAACCCUUUGUAUAUUGAUUGAUUAUAAAUGUGAUCAAUUGCAGAUGUAAAUUAUUUAUCCCACGAAGCUGUUGGCUCAGUAGUCGGACAAAAUUCUACUUCAGAUGCAAUGCUAGAUUUAAGCAGCUACAGCUUAAUAAAAUAAUACACAUUCAUGUUCAUGGAA
This is a messenger RNA of Phoenix dactylifera (date palm), 1089 nucleotides long. RefSeq names its product R3H domain protein. The record is from RefSeq and is a predicted model, not a curated record. Lineage: Eukaryota; Viridiplantae; Streptophyta; Magnoliopsida; Arecales; Arecaceae. Gene Ontology annotation, molecular function: nucleic acid binding.